Molecule: messenger RNA, 4054 nt
Organism: Anolis sagrei ordinatus
Lineage: Eukaryota; Metazoa; Chordata; Lepidosauria; Squamata; Anolidae
Source: RefSeq, a predicted model, not a curated record
GCAAAGAAGAUGUCUAAGAUCCACACCAAAGCUUUGGAUGGAAAACAUCCAGUUCACAAGAACCCGAAUAAAGGGAGGUAUGGCCCAUGUCAUGGACCUGGCUACGCUUCGCCCUUGGAUGCCAUGAAAGGCCCCAGAGAAAAGCUGAUGUACGUACUGUGUACUUUAACCGGAACCAAGUCCCGGGAACCUGACUACUUGGCCACAGUGGACGUGGAUCCGGAAUCGCCAUGUUACAGCCAGGUCAUCCACCGUCUGCACAUGCCUUACCUGGAUGAUGAACUCCAGCGCUCGGGCUGGAACGCCCCCGUCAGCACUUUUGGGGACACUUGCGUUGAGCGCAACUGCCUCGUCCUCCCAUGCCUGAGCUCCGGCCGUGUUUACGUGGUGGACACGGGCUCCGACCUGUGCGCUCCCAGCUUGUGCAAAGUAUGUCACGGAUUCACACAGGGAAAAAAUUCAGAAUGUAUCUACACUGUAAAAUGUAUACAGUUUAUCACCACUUUAUGUGUUAUAGCUAAAUGCUAUGGAGUCCUGGGAGGUGGAUUUCUCGUUCUGGACCCGGAAACCUGGGAAGUGAAAGGGACCUGGGAGUGUCCGGAAGAUGGACCCAUCCAGAUGUUUGACUUCUGGUACCAGCCACGGCACAAUGUCCUGAUCAGCUCCGAAGUGGGAGAGCCCAAGUUCUUUGUCAAUGGGUUCAACACGAACAAUCUGAGAAAAGGGCGCUAUGGUAGUCACCUCAACGUCUGGGACUUGAGCACCCACCGCCUCCUUCAGUCAAUCAAUGUGGGUGAAGAUUCAGCUCCGAUGGAGAUCCGCUUCUUGCACAACCCCAACUCGACCCACGGUUAUGUGGUCUGCCCUCUAGAGAGCUCCAUCCACCAUUUCUUCAAGACAGAGGAUGGAUGCUGGGCAGCUGAGAAAGUGAUCCAAAUCCCAAACAAGAAAGUAUCAGGAUGGAUCUACCCUGAAAUGCCAGGGUUCACUUACGGUAUCAUCAUCUCCCUGGAUGACCAGUUCCUCUACUGCAGCAACUGGCUGCAUGGUGAUGUCCGCCAGUACGAUAUCACAGACCCGCACUGUCCCAAACUAGUCGGGCAGGUGUUUCUUGGGGGCAGCCUUGUGAAAGCAGGUCCUGUAACUGUCCUUGAGGAUCCAGAGCUGGACUGCCAACCUGAUCCCUUUGUGAUCCAGGGCAAGAAGGUCCAAGGAGGGCCUCAAAAACUUCAGCUGAGCUUGGACGGCCGCCGUCUCUAUGUCACUAACUCUCUUUACACGCCUUGGGACAAGCAGUUUUAUCCCAAGUUGGUCAAGGAAGGCUCCACAAUGGUCCAGCUGGACGUGGACACCAAGAAGGGCGGCCUUCGUGUGAACCCGGAAUUUAUGGUGGAUUUCGGGCAUGAACCAUGCGGUCCGGCUCGGGCGAAAGAGAUGCGCUACCCCGGUGGGGAUUGCUCCUCCGACAUCUGGGAGUAGCGUGCAUCCAUUCCAAGUUAUCUUCAUAUCGGAAGGAGAAUCAGUUACGAAUUGGGAUUCAUCCAAUACUUUUUUGUCCAAUGCUUGCUGUUGUGACUCCUUGUUGUAAAUGUCAACAUGAGACAUACAAUAGUUGUUCUAGCAUAUAUCGACUAUUUUCUCUGGGUGUCCUUGGGACUGCUUGCUGUCUGCUUACUCCCUUCUCCAGCUCUGAAAGGCCCUAAUUCACGUCAUGGCAACCUCCUUUUUCCAUUUUUAUUUUCUGCUCCCAUCCUCCUCUUUUCCUUCACUUCUUUUUCUCAUGCUUACCUUCCAAGUCAUCUUCAACAUCUUGGUGUGCAAGGCCUUUUAUAAGGAGAUUCUCUCCUGAGGAGCAUUUCUCAACCUGGGGGUUGGGACCCAGGGGGGGGGGUCGCGAUGGGUUUUCAGAGAAGUUGCCAAAGACCAUUAAAAAACACAGUAUUUUCUGUUGGUCAUGGGGAUUCUGUGUGGGAACUUUGGCCCAAUUCUAUGGUUGGUGGGGUUCAGAAUGGUCUUUGGUUGUAGGUGACCUAUAAAUCCCACCAACUACAACUCCCAAAUGUCAAGAUCUAUUUUCCCCAAAUGCCACCAUAUGUCCAAAUUUGAACAUAUUGAGUAUUCGUGCCAAGUUUGGUCCAGAUCCAUCAUUGUUGGAGUUCACAGUGCUCCCUGGUUGUAGGUGAACUACAACUCCAAAACUCAAGGUCGAUGCCCACCAGAACCUUCCAGUAUUUUCUGUUGGUUUUGGGAGUUCUGUGUGCCAUGUUUGGUUCAAUUCUACCAUUGAUGGAGUUCAGAAUCCUCUUUGAUUAUAGGUGAACUACAAAUCCAAGGAACUACAACUCCCAAAUGACAAAAUGAACCCCACCAGUAUUCAAAUUUGGGCGUAUCAGGUAUUUGUGCCCAAUUUGAUCCAGUGAAUGAAAAUACAUCCUGCAUAUCAGAUAGUUAUAUUAUGAUUCAUAACACUAGCAAAAUUACAGUUGUAAAGUAGCAACGAAAAUAAUUUUAUGAUUGUGGGGUCACCACAACAAGAGGAAUUGUAUUAAGGGGUCAUGACAUUAGGAAAUUUGAGAAACAUUGCUCUAGAGGUUCUCAGUUCUAGCCACGAAUAUUACAAAUAGGCUAAUCCUGUCAACAAAUAAAGUUGUUUGAAUGAUAAUAAGACGUUUCUUUGAAAGCUGGGAGACCUAACACUUGGAAAGCCUCAGUGUUUUUAACUAAAGUUGGCUGAAUAGAAUAAAAAUAAUGCAUACUACCAUGCCUCAAAGGGAAUGGGGUUUAUCACCGAGGUGGGGUUUGUUGGAACAUGCAAAGAAUCAGUUAAUGUGUGUGUGUCAACUGUAAAAUAAGAUGCAUGAAUCCAGUUGGUUGGGUAAUACCCAGGGAGAUGGCUGAGCCUGGGACUUUUGGAUACUGUUACAUUUUUGUUCAGGCUUGAGCUAUGCACGUGCAGAGAGAGAAAAAAAGAGAAGCUAAGAGAGACAGAGUUUGGGGUGUCCUUUGGCUUCAUGAGCUGCUGAAGGAGUUUACCCACAUGGACAAAGAAAGACCAUUUUAAAUCUCUCAUAAAAGGGCAUUAUGUGAAUUCAUGCAACUGAGCAUAUUGUACAUAUGUUGUUCUGAACUAUGAAGAGUAAACUUCUUUAUUGUUCACCUGCGUGGUAUAUUUUCUUUAUCUUGCAAGAUAGAUCAAACAUGAAUAUAUCACCUGCGUGGAUAUUUUCUUUAGCUGGCAAGGCAGAUCCAAUGUGAAUAUAUCACCUGCGUGGUAUAUUUUCUUUAUCUGGCAAGGCAGAACAAAUGUGUUUGUUUUACAUUACACCACAACUGUUGUGGCUCAGCUUGAUUCUGAGCCUGAAACUGAACCCUCUUGCGAGCCUGAAACGUUCCCUGAUGAAGAGGAUGAUGGGAUUCAGAUUUCUGGGCCUGUUCCUAUGCCUGUUUCUGUGCCUCUUUCAGACAGUGCACUUUCAGACAGUGCACCAGGGGAGUCAACAAGUCAGUUCUCAUGGGAAAAGAAUGCCAGCAAACUAGAUAACGACCAGGUGCAGAGGCCUUCACUUGCUCAGCCUUCUCACGCUGAUACUGAUAGAGAAGAGAGCCUUGAUAGUGAUUUAAUGAGCAGGCAGGAAUGUUUAGAUUGGUGGGUCAAGAGGAGUUCACGGUUAGCCAGCAAGAAAGAAGUCAGGUCAGUGAAAGGUCACCGUAAUGCUUUCAUGUUGGCAAAAGCGCAAUGUUUUCAUGUUGGUAAAAGGUAUUUAGGCUUCUGGUUAACAAAGGGCAAGUGUCAGUUCAACGUGGCUUUUUGCAUGAAAGCUUCUAUGGAAUAACCUUGGCUUUAAAGCAGCACACUUUGAGCUUCCUGAAUUGGGAUUCUUGUGUUUCACUGUUUUUACCAUGGACUCUUGUUUGACCAUUCCUUAAAGGAUUAUGUUUUAUGUUUUUACCUGAGGAUCUUUGGAACUGUGUUUUGCAUUUAACCUUUGUCUUUGGAACUAUGCAUUGCUUAUUCUAUGCUUUGACUUUGAUUUUUCCUCAAUAAACUAAAAAA